GGCUUGAGGAGGAGGCGAGGCCCGCGGAGCCCCGCAGCCCGCCCGCCGGAGCAGCAUGAGGCUGGCGGAGCGGCUGCGCAAGGACUGGUUCCUGGUGGGCAUCGUGGUGGCCAUCGCCGGCGCCAAGCUGCGGCCGUCGGUGGGCGUGAACGGGGGGCCACUGAAGCCAGAAAUAACCGUAUCCUACAUUGCUGUUGCCACAAUAUUCUUUAACAGUGGACUGUCAUUAAAAACAGAGGAGCUGACGAGUGCUUUGGUGCAUUUAAAACUACAUCUCUUUAUUCAGAUCUUUACGCUUGCAUUCUUCCCAGCAACGAUAUGGCUCUUUCUUCAGAUUUUAUCAAUCACAACCAUCAAUGAAUGGCUGUUAAAAGGUUUGCAGACAGUAGGUUGCAUGCCUCCCCCAGUGUCUUCUGCAGUGAUUUUAACCAAGGCGGUUGGUGGAAAUGAGGCAGCUGCGAUAUUUAAUUCAGCCUUUGGAAGUUUUUUGGGCAUCGUUGUAACACCCUUGCUACUGCUGCUUUUUCUUGGUUCAUCCUCUUCUGUGCCUUUUACAUCUAUUUUCUCUCAGCUUUUUAUGACUGUUGUGGUUCCUCUCAUCAUUGGACAGAUUGUCCGAAGAUACAUCAAGGAUUGGCUUGAGAGGAAGAAACCUCCGUUCGGUGCUAUCAGCAGCAGCGUGCUCCUCAUGAUCAUCUACACCACGUUCUGUGACACGUUCUCUAACCCGAAUAUCGACCUGGAUAAAUUCAGCCUCGUGCUCAUCCUGUUUAUAAUAGUUUCUAUCCAGCUGAGUUUCAUGCUAUUAACCUUCAUCUUUUCAACAAGGAAUAACUCGGGCUUCACAGCAGCAGAUACAGUGGCUAUCAUCUUCUGUUCUACACACAAAUCCCUUACGUUGGGAAUUCCAAUGCUGAAGAUCGUAUUUGCAGGCCAUGAGCAUCUCUCCUUGAUCUCUGUGCCUCUGCUCAUCUACCAUCCAGCCCAGAUCCUCCUGGGAAGCGUGCUCGUGCCAACAAUCAAGUCUUGGAUGAUAUCACGGCAGAAGGGAGUGAAGCUGACCAGGCCCACGGUGUAGGGAAGACGCCCACUUUCUGUAGCAGUGUAUAUAUGUACAGGAUUGUACGUUGACACAAUUCUGAAGAUUCGUACUCGUGAAUGUUGCUUUGAUGCAUAUUUUAUUUUUCUACAGACAAAAAAAUUAUAUACCUGUUUAAGUGCCUUAAAAAAAAAUGAACUCCAUGAGAACAUUACUUCCAAAACAUACUCUGUUGUUUACUGCCAGUGGUGGUAGACUAUUUUGGAGUUUUUUUUUUUCCUAAAUGCAGAAAACACUCAUAGGAAAGAAGGAAAAGCUGCCGUGCAUUGCCAGCCUUCCUCAGCGAGAGCUACGCUCAUGUCUGAAAUGAGGUCACGCCGUCAGGAAAAUGCCCUUUUUGAUGACAGUGAAAAAUUCCAAAGUCUUAGUCACGCACACUUUGAUUCACUGUGUGAUUCUCUUCAUUUUUUUUUUCCUACAACUAUGACAAGCCUCCUCCCUGGCAACUCAGCGGGGGUCAUAAACGGAAGAAGACGCCGACACGCACGGGGCGUCUCUGCCUGCCUUCACUGAGUCAUUUUUUUUAGACAUUCCUUCAAGUCGUUUUCACGCAGAAAUUCUUCAGUCCCAUCAUGCAAGACUGUGGUGUGAUGUCUUAAAUUUAUUAUAAGCUGCUUCAAAGAAAAGGCCUGAUGCUUGAGUCAUGAAUGAAGUUCGUGAAAUAUUGAGGUGAACUACCAGAUUGGGGGGGGGGGUGUUUAUUAAUCGCAUCUCAGUGCUUUUUGCGCUCUUUCUCCCAUAACGUCUUUCCUCCCAUCUGCAGCACACGCACGCACCUCCUAACGGCCAAAUGUGAGCUCGAAAAAUGUCCCAGUCAGUUUGUGGCGGCAACAAGGAAGGAUAGAUGCUUUUCACAUUCCACAACUAAGCCAGAAUUCCUCUCCUGCGUCACAGAUGUGCGGAACCCCUGGCCACGGUGUCCCCCCUGUGGGCGGGAAGCCACCUGUUACAGCCUUGACUUCUGCACACUUAGGGCCUCUGGGACAGCGUGUCCGGAGAACGUCUCAGAGGUGACAAAUGUUCACAACCGCUUUUAAAACGUGAACUCACAUUGCUCAUGGAGCAGUGGAAAGAUAAAGGUCAUAGCCACAACCAGAUGUUACAGAUGCGCACUCGGUCUAGCCAGGUAAAUGGACACCGAAAAUGCAAGACCAUUCAGUAACCAAAAUGUCAAUUAUGCUGCGUCCCCAGCAGGACAUCGUCCGUCCAGGAAGCAUUGCCUAUGUGCUUUUUCUGCGGUUGGGAGAAUUUUAACUGGACCCAGGUUGAGAAUGGCUAAUCAGUUGAGUUAGAAAAACAGGUUUUUUCUGUUCACACACCAUCCUGUCACUCUGUGUCUCCACAUCCUCUGGUGAUUUGACAGACAGUCUUAGCCUCCUGGGUCUCACUGAGGCAUGCUGUAUCCUCAGCAUAGAUCUGUUGCUUUGCCCACAAAUAGCAACAACAACAAUCAUUCCUGCUAGGCACUGGUGGCUCACACCUGUAAUCCUAGCUACUCAGACAG
This is a messenger RNA of Dipodomys ordii (Ord's kangaroo rat), 2603 nucleotides long. It is a transcript of the gene Slc10a7, whose product is annotated as solute carrier family 10, member 7. The transcript has 12 exons. Gene Ontology annotation, cellular component: plasma membrane. The record is from RefSeq and is a predicted model, not a curated record. NCBI's taxonomy places the organism in Eukaryota, Metazoa, Chordata, Mammalia, Rodentia, Heteromyidae. Bases 56 to 1078 code for a protein of 340 amino acids.